AUGUCGAACAGAGCUCUCGCAUUCGGCAGCCUGUUGCUUGCUUACAAUGCCAUCGAUACUCUUGCCAUGGACGCUGGCCUAAACAUUGAUCUCGGCGGAGGCUUCAGCGGGGGAGGAGGAGGUAAUGUUGAUGCCGGUGCUGGUGGAGGACUUGGUCUGGGCAUGAAUAUAGGAGGCGAUGGUGGGUUGGGAGUCAAUGUGGGCGGAGAGGGUGCGCAUGUCGGGGUCGGUGGAGCUGAUGCGAAUGUGGAUGCUGGUGGUAACGGAGCUGGCGUUUCGGUUGAAGUGGGUGGUUCGGGCGACAGCUCUGGAAGCGCAUCUGUUAACGCCGAUGGGGGCGCAUCUGGUAAUGUCCAUGGUGGACUGAGUGCUGGAGUCUCGGCGAAUAUUGCUUGGCCUGACUUGCAAGUUGGAGUCAUCCCUGGCGGCGACGACGACGCGCCUGUAUACACGCCGGCAGCUUCCAUCYGGUCCUCAUCUUCAGACCCCAACAAACCUGAACAUACAGGCGAGCACAGGAUCGCUUCGGGUGUCUUUUUCACUGCAUCUGCGACUCACGACGUGCCACCUCCGCAAUACACUAUCCAGGGUGGACCAGCAAAGGUCAUCUGCUUCCCACCUGGGGUUGGCGGUGGCGAUGCAGGCGGGAAAGCUCCAGCACCGGGCAUCACACCAKCCCCUACCGAUAGCCCUGCUGGACUAGGAGCGGAUGGUCUUUGCACAACGCUGGGCACAGUCCUCGACCCGCAAUACGUCUACAUCUCGUUCUCCACCCUCUUUGCCGGCUGCAAAGAUGGAGACAAGAUGAAGACCAUUGGACCAACCUACGCCAACACAAUGUUCUCCUUCCACUCGGAUGCCAUUUCCACGAGGUGUGCAUCGUCAACGGCACCAGAUGCGGCCCCGACCUACGGGCCUCCUGCUGCCAUCAACUGGGAUGAUAUCAACGGUUCUAAGGCAGAUGGCUCGUCAAACUGCUUGAACAUUGCUCCGCCAGCUGACUUCCUCAAGUCCUGUCCUCCCGAGUGGACACAACAGCUGUACUGGAACAUUCAAUUCCAGCCACCGCAGGUGCUCAUGCAGGACAAUUCUGAAAAAGGCAAAUCCGCUGCCACGGAUUGCACAUCCUGUAGCAACGAUGAAGCAGGAGCCACGGGAGCUGUGUACCGUGGAACCAAUGGAUCUGCGAGUGGCAUUGCGGGUGCUCCACCAUACAGUGGCGCGUCGAGUGUUCAGCAUGGCCACGAGAGCUACGCCGGAUGGCGCAUGGUUGCCAUGGGAAUGUUUGUAGGUGUUCUGACUACGGCCGCCCUGCUCUGA
Molecule: messenger RNA, 1320 nt
Organism: Ramularia collo-cygni
Lineage: Eukaryota; Fungi; Ascomycota; Dothideomycetes; Mycosphaerellales; Mycosphaerellaceae
Exons: 4
Coding region: 1-1320 (439 amino acids)
Source: RefSeq, a predicted model, not a curated record